This is a messenger RNA of Sesamum indicum (sesame), 847 nucleotides long. NCBI's taxonomy places the organism in Eukaryota, Viridiplantae, Streptophyta, Magnoliopsida, Lamiales, Pedaliaceae. The record is from RefSeq and is a predicted model, not a curated record.
UUGGGAAAAUAUCACAAUUGCAUACGGCUCUGAUGCCUGAAAUUUUCAAUCUGAUUUCUGUGUCGCUGUUCGAAUUAGGGUUCGAUCUAAGUCCCAGUGAGAAUUUCAAUCUUUCAAUCACAUUUUGUUUAAUAUAACUAUCGGUUAGGAAAUCAGCAAGAAAUUAAACCUGUGGUUGAAGGAGAAGAGUUAGUAGUAGAUGGCAAGUACGGCGUGUUUCAUGAUCGUCAGCAAGAAUGACAUCCCGAUUUACGAAGCUGAAGUUGGUAGUGUCCCCAAGAAAGAGGAUGCUGCUCAUCAACACCAGUUCAUAUUGCAUGCUGCUUUAGACAUUGUUCAGGACAUGGCCUGGACUACAAGUGCUAUGUUUCUAAAAGCGAUUGACAGAUUCAAUGACUUGGUGGUGUCGGUGUACGUGACUGCUGGUCAUACUCGACUGAUGCUGCUUCAUGAUUCUCGUAAUGAUGAUGGAAUCAAGAGCUUCUUCCAAGAGGUUCAUGAGCUAUAUAUCAAGACUCUUCUCAAUCCUCUUUACCUACCUGGAAGUCGCAUUACAUCAUCACAUUUUGAUACAAAAGUUCGGGCCCUUGCUAGAAAAUAUUUGUGAAGCAGUCCUUUGAUUCGGUGGUGUCUGGAGCUUCCUGUGAAUUUGCUUCCAGGUGUGCUAUGUUAACCAGGAUUUUCUCUGAACUUUUUUGUUUCAAUAUCGUGAUGAUUGAUUUUUACAUCAGAAGUAGUGAUGUUAUGUAGCAGCACCUCUUGUAAUGUCUAACAUAUUACAAUGCCGACCUUUUGUAUCUUCAUUUCUCAGCUAUAUAUUAAAUGCAUUCUAGCUCCAGUUAGAUAC